Molecule: messenger RNA, 658 nt
Organism: Ceutorhynchus assimilis (cabbage seed weevil)
Lineage: Eukaryota; Metazoa; Arthropoda; Insecta; Coleoptera; Curculionidae
Source: the annotation of a GenBank genome assembly
AAGAAUCUUGGAAAUUAACUUACAAAAACUGAAUUAAUUGAAAAUACAAUCUCACACAUUUCAAAAUUUUCCUGGAAAACUAAUUCAGGGAAAAUUUUGAAACUUAUUGCAUAUAAAAAGGAAAGCUAGAGGCUCAUUUUUCCAAAAUUUCAAUUUGUUUCAGUGAAAAUUAGCAACAUGAAGAAUUUUGGAAAUCAACCUACAGAAACUGAAUUAAUUGAAAAUACAAUCUCACACAUUUCAAAGUUUUCCUGGAAUACUAGUGAAGGCAAAAAUGUGAAACUUUUUGCAUGUGAAGAGGAAGAUUACAGUCUCAUUUUCCCAAAAUUUCAAAUUUUUCCAGUGGAAAAUACGAACAUGAAAAAUUAUGUAAAUCAACUUACAAAAACUGACAUAAUUGUUAAUACAGUCUUACAGAAUUCAAAGUUUUCCUGGAAAACUAGUGAACGGAAAAAUUUGAAACUUUUUGCAUGUGAAGAGGAAGAUUAGAGUCUCAUUUUCCCAUAAUUUCAAAUUUUUCCAUUGGAAAAUAACAACAUGAAGAAUCUUGGAAAUCAAUCUCCAAUAACUGAAUAAGUUAGAAAUAUAGUCUCACAAAUUUCAAAGUUUUCCUGGAAAACUAGUGAACGGAAAAAUUUGUAACUUCUUGCAUGUGAAA